Phycomyces blakesleeanus NRRL 1555(-) is the source of this 990-nucleotide messenger RNA. RefSeq lists its product as hypothetical. NCBI's taxonomy places the organism in Eukaryota, Fungi, Mucoromycota, Mucoromycetes, Mucorales, Phycomycetaceae. Bases 1 to 990 code for a protein of 329 amino acids. The record is from RefSeq and is a predicted model, not a curated record. The transcript has 5 exons.
AUGGCUCUUUGCUUGCAGGAGCUUUUUGGUCUAGUUGCUUUGGCCAAUGAGGCCAAGAAAAUCUGGAUUUUAUUGAAGGCUCUCCAUCCAGAGAUUGCUUAUGAGGUAGAGAAGUCUGGUCUUCCUCACUCCUGGGACAAGUUGGUUUGUUGGGCCGCCAAGGUGGAGGCAGUCAAAGAGAAGUAUCAUUAUUCUGAUUUGCGCUUGGUUCCCAAGUUUGAGGAUGCCCUCUCUGAGCUCAUUCAAGAAUUCAGAUCCAUGAAGAUCUAUUUGUUUGACACUUGUCAUUUCCUUCCUCAAGCAUCUGGUUCUUUUAGAUUUGGUUUGUCUGGUUUUGGUGGUUCUGGUCCUUGUGGGUCUGGUUUUGACACUGCUGUCAACAUGGUUGAGACCACUCUGGUAUAUGCUGCCAAGCAUGCUAGGGUGGUCAACCUGUCGUCUUCUAAGAAUCCAUACACUCAUAACAAAGGAAAGGCUGUUGACAAAACACACUUAUAUGCACAGGGUCAGCUCAACACUUUCCCUACCAAUGAUAUCUACAUGACUCUGGCUCCUGACCUCUCUCCUCCUAUUGGUUCUUCCCCUUUGGCCCCCAAGUCCCGUUAUUUGCAUCCGCCUCCAAGGGAACUCCCAGUACACAUCAGUUGCAAAGAUGUCUGGGAGAGACUGAAGAGUGUGGACGCUGACGAUUGGGAAACCCAGUCCCUGGAGACCAAUGCUGCAAACCUGAAUUCCGAUAGCAAGCUCGAUGGGUACAACAGCAACAGCACAGUCUAUAACUAUCACUACAACUAUAAAGACUUUGCAUCAAGUCAACCUCUGAGAGCUCUUAUCACCAUCAAUGGUCAGGUUAUCCCAGCAAUCUUUGACUUGAGUGCAAGUGUGUCCAUCAUCAGCAAGGCUUUGGCUCUUUGUCUUGGUUUGGUGCCCAAUGUCAAUCGUCUGCCUUUCUCUUCCUUGGAUGGCCAGGCUCAUCCCCCUGCAAUAUAA